AUGGAGCCUCUGUUCGGGUUUUUGAUGGGUUUGAUUCUGGUGGUAGCUUCAUCAGCGCAGAACAACUGUACCUGUGCGACCAACAAGGUGAUGGUAUGUGCCCAGGACGCAUCUGGGAACUGCACCUGCACGCUGGUGGGUUCAAAUCACAAGGUAGACUGUUCCACACUGACUUCAAAAUGCUUGCUGAUGAAGGCAGAAACGAUCCCCCUGAAGGAGAAGCGCUUCUGGGGCCAUCCCUGUGGGCUGUUAGAUGAUGGCAUUUACAAUCCAGACUGCGAGGACAGUGGCAUCUUCAGAGCCAGGCAGUGCCAUCAAACUGAUACUUGCUGGUGUGUGAACACCGCCGGAGUAAGAAGAACCAUAAAGGGUGACAAAAGCCUGAGGUGUGGUGAACUGGUUAGUACAAACUGGAUCACACUGAAACUGAAGCACAAAAAGUCCAGUGCCUUCAAUGUUCCAAACAUAGCAAAUGCCCUGAAACACCUGCCUGAGAUGAACAAACUGUACCCCAAGUACAUCACAGCUGUUAAGUAUGAUUCCCCUCUUAUCCAAAUCUGCCUGAAUCAGAACGACUCAGAGAAAUCUAGGUGUGACUGUAUUUCAUUCACUGUCUCUGUCAAUGGAGGCGCUCGGGAUAUUGAAAAAAUGAGGAUUUACUAUGUUGAUGAAGAGCCACCAGAGUUUUGCAUGAGUCAACUGGCUGCUGGCAUUAGUGCUGUGGUGACACUGGUGAUACUGACUGCUGGCCUCAGCAUCACUGUGCUGGUUAUUCUGAGGUGGCUGUGGAUAAGAAAAUAUACGAAAGUUCAGAGUAAAAAAUGA
Molecule: messenger RNA, 825 nt
Organism: Pelecanus crispus (Dalmatian pelican)
Lineage: Eukaryota; Metazoa; Chordata; Aves; Pelecaniformes; Pelecanidae
Gene: TACSTD2
Product: tumor associated calcium signal transducer 2
Cellular component (GO): membrane
Source: RefSeq, a predicted model, not a curated record